AUGUCCCUCAAGGCUGAACUCGAAACCUGGGCCGCUGCCCUCCAGGCCUACGACCAGGAAGACUUUGAAAAGAGCUUGGAGCUCUUCUCCCAGAUCGCAGACUCUAGCAAGAUCCUCACCAACAUCGGCCUCAUCUACGCCACCCUCGGCGAGCACGAGGCUGCCGUCGAGCAGUUUACUGCUGCCACCGAGCUCGACCAGUACCUUGCCGUAGCAUACUUCCAGUGCGGCGUCUCAAACUUUCUGCUCACCCGAUACGACGCCGCGUACAACGACUUCUCGUCCGCCCUCCUCUACCUCCGCGGGAACCAGUUCAUCAACUAUGAGCAGCUCGGGCUCAAGUUCAAGCUCUACUCGGCCGAGGUCCUCUUCAACCGCGGUCUCACCCAGAUCUACAUGGGCAACGCCCAGGAGGGUCUGGCGGACAUGGAAGACGCGCGCCGGGAGAAGGCGACGGAGGAGCACGGCGUGAUCGACGACGCCAUCCAGGAUCGCGGCGAGGGCUACACCGUAUUCUCGAUCCCCGUGGGGGUGCUGUACAGGCCGGCGCAGAAGAAGCUGGAGAACUCAAAGGCGCGCGACUUCCUGGGCAAGGCGAAGCUGGUGGCGGCGGAGUCGACGAACGACCUGUUCACGGAGUUCACCGGCGUCGUGCGGCUGAAGCAGGGCGUGACGCCCACCAACGUCUUCCUGGAGGACGGCCCGACGUCGAACCUGUCGCGGGCGGCGACGGUGGCGGCGCCGUCUGUGAGCCCGGCAGAUGGCGACGACCCGAAGCCCAACCUCCAGCGCGCGAAGACGACGAUCAACGUCCCCGCGGACGCGCGUGAGCGCAUCCGCGCAGCAAACGUGGGCGGCGCAGGUUCCGCGCCGGUGACACCACCCAAGACGUCCCCCACGGCCCCGGCCGGCCCCUCGCUCACGCGCAGCGCGACGUCUGCAGGCGCAGGUCGCGGCCCCAGCGCGCCACUGGGACUCAACGGCCCCACGCGCGGGCUGAGCAUCCGCAAGGGCGGCUCUCCGACCGGCCCCACCGGCUCCGCGCCUCCUCGGGGCGGCGCAGGCGCGCGCAUGACGGAGUUCUACGACGACUACCUGGAGGGCUACACCGGGGAGGAGGCGAACGAGGUGCCCCCGUUGCCGGAGGCGCGUGUGGCGAACUGGGCGAAGGGCGUCGGGCGCGGGGGGCGGCCGAGCGCACCGCCGAGCAGCUACGGGGGGAGCCUCUCCGGGGGCGGGUCGAUGCGCCGGAAGCUGACGCGCCGCGGGACGGCGGCGAGCCGGGGGCCGGGCUCGCGCGCGGGCUCGAGCUUCUACGGGGGGUACGAGGAGGAGGAGGAGGGGUACGUGAGCGGGGAGUACGAGGACAUGUUCGAGAUGGUGAAGAUCCGGGUGAAGCUGCACUACCGCGAGGAGGUGCGGGGGAUGGCGCUGCUGCCCGAGACGCCGUUCGAGGAGUUCAUGGAGAUGGUGACGCGCAAGUUCGGCGUCGUGCCGGGCGCGCUCGGCAUGAAGUUCAAGGACGAGGACGGCGGGAAGGUGACGUUGCGCGACGAGAUGGACUACGAGCUCGCGAUCGAGACCGCGCGCCAUAGCGCCAAGGGCAGGCCCGAGGGCCGCCUGGAGAUCUGGUGUAUGGACGAGUGA
Messenger RNA from Dichomitus squalens LYAD-421 SS1, 1647 nucleotides. RefSeq lists its product as uncharacterized. The record is from RefSeq and is a predicted model, not a curated record. Gene Ontology annotation, molecular function: protein binding. The transcript is spliced from 4 exons. The coding region runs from base 1 to 1647 and encodes 548 amino acids. Lineage: Eukaryota; Fungi; Basidiomycota; Agaricomycetes; Polyporales; Polyporaceae.